AUGGACAUGUCCACUCAGCGCGAUGUAUGGCUCGCCCAAACCGUCGAAGACGCCAUGGAACCCGGCCUGCCCAUUUGCGACCCACACCAUCAUUUCUGGGAUCGUGAUGGCGACCGCUACAUGCUGGAACAGCUCACGGAGGACGUGAGCGGUGGACACAACAUUGCCCAGACCGUUUUCAUAGAAUGCCACUCCAUGUACCGGGCUCACGGGCCCGACGAGAUGCGUUCCGUCGGUGAGAUCGAAUUCGUCCAGGGGAUUGCCGCCCAGAGCGCCAGCGGCCAAUACGGCCCCACCGAGGUUGCAGCCGGAAUCGUAGGUAACGCCAAUCUCAUGCUGGGAUCUGCCGUGCAGCCGGCGCUGGAAGCCCUUAUUGCGGCCAGCAGCAACCGGUUCCGGGGCAUCCGUUUCUCCUGCGGCUGGGAUGCCAGCCCCCAGGUCUCUCCGGGGAGUCCCAACACGCCCGGGAUGCUCAUGGAUUCGCGCCUCAGGGAGGGGUUCAACUGUCUGCGUAAUCUGGGCCUGAGCUUCGAUGCCCUGGUGUACCACACCCAGUUGGCCGACCUGGCCGACCUGGCGGGUGCGUUUCCCGACGCAACGAUCAUACUGAAUCACAUUGGCCGACCCCUGGGCGUCGGUCCCUAUGCCGGCAAGCGGGAUGAGGUCUUUGCCGACUGGCAGAAGGGAAUCGCUGCCGUGGCCGAACACGAAAACGUGGUGGUAAAACUGGGUGGGUUCGGCAACGUUAUCAGCGGUUACGACUGGCACCAGCGCCCCAUCCCUCCGACGUCGACGGAACUGGCCGACACCAUCGCUCCGUGGAUUAUGUACUGUAUCGAACAGUUUGGGCCCGAACGCUGCAUGUUCGAAAGCAACUUCCCCGUAGAUAAAAAUUCGUACGCUUACACCAACGGUUGGAACGCGUUCAAGCGUGUCACUGCCGGGUUUUCGGAUCCGGAAAAAGCCGCCAUGUUUCAGGGAACCGCUGUGAAAGCCUAUCGACUCUAA
This is a messenger RNA of Geodia barretti, 1008 nucleotides long. The record is from the annotation of a GenBank genome assembly. NCBI's taxonomy places the organism in Eukaryota, Metazoa, Porifera, Demospongiae, Tetractinellida, Geodiidae.